Molecule: messenger RNA, 6069 nt
Organism: Anoplopoma fimbria (sablefish)
Lineage: Eukaryota; Metazoa; Chordata; Actinopteri; Perciformes; Anoplopomatidae
Product: RNA-binding protein MEX3B-like
Molecular function (GO): RNA binding
Source: RefSeq, a predicted model, not a curated record
UCCACCCUUUGCUGCAUGUGGCCUUUGAACCUUUUGUUGUGUCGCCGGUGACGUCAGGGCCGUGUGCUGGGAGACGGAGCGGCGUGUGCUCGGCGAGACAAAGGCGGCGGACCGAGCGGGGUCAGGCAGCAGAGAGAGAGCCGAGAGAGAGAGAGUGUUUUAAACCCAAAGGUACCUGCUUAGCCGCCGGAUUUCAGCUGCUGUCCCACCUGAGGACACCCAGAGUGAACACACCCAGGAGCCUGCUCCGACUCUGCAGAAGGAGAACAAACAACAACAGUCUCUGAAAGGGUUUGGAGCUUUUUUUCUCCUACGCCCCCCCAUUUGGCGUGCUAGCUAGGUAGCUAGGUAGCUAGCUAGCUGGCUGGCUAACCCGCUAGCUCCACUGCUCUCCUCCUCAUCUUCUCAAAAACACCAGGUGAAGCAAAGACAGGAUCCCUUCGACAGAGGCCAGAUAAAGCAUCCACGAUCUGAUGUGAGAUCCACGGAGAGACUAUGCCUAGCCCUUUAUUCCACCCCGAGAUUAUGGACCACGACGUGGUCAUCAGCAGCCAGCACAACGGGGUCGGUCUACCCCGAGAGACGGACCAGGACUCCCGGGAAGAGGACCACCAAGAGGCGCUCCGCUUCGCCCUGGACCAGCUGUCACUCAUGGCCCUGGACAAGGUGGUGGACCCUCUGGAUGGGUCCCAGUGUCCCGGUUCCGAGGGCUGCAACGGAGGAGGAUACGUGGAUCUACAGAUGCUGGAGCACCCCAAUGGGUCCAGGGACUCUCCCACGUCUUGUUCUCCAUCCCCGGAGUACUACGGGUCGGGUGGGUACCACAUGGCUGGAUCGCAUCCCAUGCUCCAUGGAGAACAAAGCGUCCUCUGCAGCAGGAAGAGAAGUGUCAACAUGACCGAGUGUGUGCCAGUCCCCAGCUCCGAGCAUGUGGCCGAAAUAGUAGGCAGACAAGGUUGUAAGAUUAAGGCCUUGCGUGCCAAAACAAACACCUAUAUAAAGACUCCAGUCAGAGGGGAGGAGCCAGUGUUCAUCGUAACGGGACGUAGGGAAGAUGUGGAGAUGGCCAAGCGUGAAAUUGUCUCUGCAGCUGAGCAUUUCUCUAUGAUCCGAGCGUCCCGCUGCAAAGCUGGAGGGCCUGGAGGAGGCGGAGCAGGAGCGGGAGCGGGAACAGGCGGCAGCUCUCUUCCUGGACCACCACACUUACCUGGACAGACCACUAUACAGGUGAGGGUUCCCUACCGAGUAGUUGGUUUAGUUGUUGGACCGAAAGGAGCAACUAUAAAGCGCAUCCAGCAGCAAACUCACACCUACAUCGUGACACCUAGUAGAGAGAAAGACCCGGUGUUCGAGGUGACCGGCAUGCCGGAAAACGUUGACCGAGCGAGAGAGGAGAUCGAGACCCACAUCACCCUGCGAACGGGAACCUUUGUAGACCUGCAGGGAGACAAUGACUUCCACUCCAACGGCACUGAUGUCAGUCUAGAAGGCCUGGGCGCCCUGAACGGAGGACUGGGGUCGUCUCUGUGGUCCAGGGCUUCUGGCCACCAUUCUGCCCCCCCUCCUCCUCCACCCUCCCCUCCUCCUCCUAUUCCCAUGUCCAUGCAUCACUCAUCUAACCGGAAGAUGUCGUCCUCGGUAACCUAUCACACGCACAACGGCGGGAUGAGCUCAGACAACUUCAGCACCGCUCGCAAGGCCAACGAGGGAGGCAGCCCCACAAGCCCUUUCAGCACAGGCUCCAGCAGUGCUGGAGGAGGAUUCACCUUCGGGGGCGACUCCACCCCAGGGCUGCCCUCCUCAGAAGAACUGGGCUUUGAGUUCAGUGCCGCCAACAUCUGGGCACCUUUCGCCAACGGUGGCUCAGGCAAUAAGACGGCCGGCUCCUCUCAGCAGCAGCAGCCUCUACGUCGCAACAGCAGCGGCCUCAGUGGCGGCGCCAUCACUCCUCGAUUGUCUCCAACUCUGCCUCAGGACACGGGCGUGGGCCCCAUGGAUCAUCCGUUGGCCCGUCGUGCACAGAGCGACCCCCUCAGCACUCUCUCCUGGUUGCAGUCUGGCAAUGCAGGAGGCGGCUCCUUCUCCGGAGCGUCAAGCUCCAGCUCCGGCGGUUCGUCGACCGGUUACUCCUCUUGCUCAGCCUCCUCCCUGCCCGGCGGCUCACCCACUGACUCCGAGGGAGGUAGCGGCGGCGUGGGCCUCAGCUCUGGGAUGCUGAGUCGGCUGAAAGGAGGCUCUGGCCCCGGGGUCCCGGGUCUUGUCGGAGUGAGCCCCGGGAUCAACAGGGACUGCUUUGUGUGUUUUGAGAGCGAGGUGACAGCAGCCCUGGUGCCUUGUGGCCACAACCUGUUCUGCAUGGAGUGCGCUGGGCAAAUCUGCCAGUCAGCCGACCCAGAGUGCCCCGUCUGCCACACCCCCACUACACAGUGCAUCCGCAUCUUCUCCUAAUGCCCUGGCUGGGAACUGGGAUGGGAAGGUAAAAUGUGAGGGGGAAGGAAGAAGACUGGAGUGGGGCAUCAGCUGUGGCAGAGGCAAUGGAAGGAUUCACACUAAUAACGUUCACACACACAUGAUGGACCAUAAUAAAUGCAUAAUAGAGAUGAUGAUACGAUACGGAUGUUGAUUUUUUUUGCUGGUAACUGUCAAGAUUAAUAAUAACAAUAAUAAUAAUUGCAAUGACUUAUUUUCAAUGUGAAGCCAAUUGAAACUGGACAUUCAGACAGUUGGGGCUCAGACAGUCUCAGUGGUGAACUUUUGGAAGGAAACUAGUGUCUUAUCUCUCUUCAGGCCUUCAUUUCGACCCGGAGCAGCCUGCACCGCCGGCUGCCGGUCUGUCUCAACAUUUCUCCAUUCUGGCUUCUUCAGCGCUCUCUACCUGCUUUCUGUCUCACAGCCUUUCCUUUUCACACUUUUGUACUUAACAGAUAUUUUUCAAUGAAGCUGUCAAUGAGGCCUGCACUUUUUUACUCCUUAUUUUAAUGUUCUCGGCAGGACACAAACCGUUCCAACAGACCCCCCCCCCUCUUUCUCAUCUUGCUCUCACUCUUGCUGUUGUUUAAGCAGCAGGGUUGCUAUUUUUCUGCAAACUGGGAACUUUUUUUAAAGGUCCACAUGUAGUCAGGCACCUAUUGGAACAAUAAACCCAAGGGGCCUCUUAAGGAUGACUUCCUGUUUCUCUUUGCCAAACAAAAAUUAGCCAUCCAUAAUGCCAAAUGAAUGCUAUUAAUAGACGUCUCUUAAAUUGAUCAAAUUCAAUAACUUGUUGGAUGACUUUGGAUGCCCCACAUUUCAAAUGUGGCUGCUGCAUUCAUUCACAUUACUUAUCCUUUUUAAUUUGGGAGAAACCAUUAGUACCAUUAGUGAUAAUAAAGGAAUGUUUCUGAGGUCAGUUCUCUGUACGUUUGGGCUGCCUGACAUCCUUUCCACAUCUCUCUCUCUCUCUCUCUCUCUCUCUGGUGUAUGAGGAUAAUGCCCACUCAUGCUGUUUUCACAUCAGCACCAUCAUGUGUCCUCAACAUGAAAAGAUCUGGUUUCUGUCCUGCUUCCUCUCUUCUUCACUCUCACGGUCUUACAGGAAGGCUUUGCUCUGAUCCAUCCACACCAGGACACUUUCCUCUCACAUCCUGUCUGUUACACUCCGAUCGAAUCAUUUAGCAUUUUUCUACAUGUUUUUGACCCGUGACUGUCAAGUGUGUGGCUCGCAGUUGUAUUUUGAACUCUAGGAUAAGAUAGGGCUUUUCUGAUAUCACACGUGAAUGUUUAGUCCGAUACGGUUUUGGAGAGUGGGCCUCUCCUCCCCACAUGAAACAAUAACAAGGGGCUCGAUAGAACAAUUUCUUUUUAAUGCACUGAGACUCCCGGCCCCUCUUAAAAAGACAAGAAAACGGCUCUUACUGUUUUUGUUUUGGUCUUCCACCCCACUCUCACAGCAAAGCUGUAUGGCACUCUCUCAGAUGACACACUCGUACCCGUAUAGCGAUGUACCCCUGGCCAAACGCGGUGCACUAUAUGGUUAGUUGUUUGAGCUUCGUCCUAUGUUUUCAAAGCAUUGCUGAGUAACUCCAGAUAAGGCGGUUGCAUCCUGUUUUGUGUUAGUGGUUUUUAAAGUGUGAGUUUUCAGUAAUCGCCUCCUAUAGUGUUAAUACUGUACGUAUGAUUGGGACGAUGUUGGUACACCGUUGGCGUUUGUGGCCCUUUUUGAACAUGCAUGGAAUCAGCUCAUUGAAUGAGACAAGCCAUGACAACAGAAUUAAAACGACACAUGUAAUUCUCAAGGGCUUCCUCUGACUGCACAGACACACAAUCACAUUUUCAGGCUCACACGCAGUAGGUAGAACUUAUCCUUUAUGGCAGCUAGUAGCUAGGUCAUCCAGGGCUUCCAGACACUCUUUGUGUUCAAAUCCCAGCAGCUGCAGAAUGUUUUGCCUCUAGUUUUUUUUAUUUUAAUUGAUUUUUAUUUCCUAACGGUUCCUAUACAGUCAUCACAUUCGUACCCUGUCAGAAGAGCGUAGGGCGUAGCAGUCACUGGCUGUCCUCCUCUCUGGACGUAGUCUCAGAUCAGGACGGGUGAUAGCGUUUUAAUAUCAAGGGGAAAAAAGGGUAGCUCUACUUGAGUAAAUUAUUUGUGAGAAUGGGCUGUUGCUGCUGUGCUUUAGGGUGCUCCAGCCAGUACGAUGUUAAACUUAUUUGCUGUCUGACUCUUCAUUUGCUACGAUAGGUGACGAGGGCAGCAGCAGCUGCAAAGAGGAAUUUAAUAAGCCGCUGUCCGGUUGCAGUAAUGCACUAAUUCAUGUGUCCACAUGUGUAGGAAAAAUCUACCCAGGAGUGAAACCGGUAGUCUUUGUCGAGACUAUCCCAUGGUGCUUUGGUGCAACUCCCUACUGAAACACUGCGAUCAACAAACCUAGUUAGUAGUGGGAGGCUUCUUAGUUCUCAAACUAAACUUCUGCAGUGCGCAGUAGACCCGAUGACCCUGUUAUUCCCGUCAAAACUGGCAACCCACCCCCUCGUCUGGCUCUGGUGUCAAACGUUGCAUUACUUGAGGACUCUCAGAACAGAUGCCGGGCCGCGAACGCGUCCAAACGAACAGAUCCGUCGAGACUGUCUUGUGAGUCCGAGGCCAAUCUUAAAGCCCCUUUUUUAAAACUGUUCAAGCCGACGGGUUAAAGGAAUUAAACGUGUUGUAUUUGCCAGAUGGGUCUAAUGUAAAUCCUGGUGUUGCACUGGGAAGUUUCUGGCCAAUGGCGGGAUGUUACGGUUUAAUGUACAGUAGUUUCAUUGUUUAAAAGGUACAAAGUUUUUCAGAUUGACUGCUGAUUUUUAUUUUUUUUAGCCAAACUCACCCCUCCCCCAUUUCCUUCCUAAAGGUUUGAAAACAGGGUUUCCUGAGGCAUGCUAGCCAUUGACCUCUGCCCUUUUUUUGUGAUUAGAGGGGGGGAUGCAAAAGAGAGCCAUGCCAUUAAGGGGUGACACCCCUCAAGCCGCUGCUCUCCUAUUUUUGGCUUUAAUUCUUUGUAUGCAGAACCAAAAUGUAAAACGUGGACAAACUAGGUUUCAGGCCUGACCUGUGUGUGUAUAUACCCUGAAUACAAUCAUUGGGAUCUUGUUUUCAAAAGCAAAUGACUUAAUGAAGAUAAGUGUAGUUUCUAAAGAACAUGUAUCAUUAUUUGUAAGUUAACCAUCUGCAUGUCUUCAAGCCACCUGGCAUUAGCUAAUAAUUUUUAAGAUAAAAAAAAACAAAAACUUUUUACACAUUUUAUUUUUUACAAUUUAUUUGCUUACCUAAAUAUCCCAGACAAUAAUGUGACCCUUUUUAUUACUUCAAAUUUAUUUUUAUUUUCCAUUUUUUUAUUUUCCUUAUUUUCUGUGUACUACAUAUAGGCAAUUUAUAACAAAAUGAGAAAAUUAUUGAAGAAAUUUUAAAAUUGAAAUAUAUUUUAUUUGAAAGUCUAUGGACCUUUUAACCGUGAGCCGGAAAAAUUGUAUAAUCGUAUAAUUUGAGCUGACUUGACGGUUAUGAGAAAUGUAUCAAGAGUUUUAUUUUUUAUGCUUCUUUAAUAAAGUCUUGUU